This is a messenger RNA of Thunnus maccoyii (southern bluefin tuna), 1353 nucleotides long. RefSeq lists its product as uncharacterized. The record is from RefSeq and is a predicted model, not a curated record. Bases 303 to 920 code for a protein of 205 amino acids. NCBI's taxonomy places the organism in Eukaryota, Metazoa, Chordata, Actinopteri, Scombriformes, Scombridae. The transcript has 6 exons.
UAACCCUAUCCUUAUAUUUAGCAUAUUAAGGCUACAUGCUACCUAACUAUCCAGUUAACUAGCAUGUCUUGUGACCUUGACCUUGGAUUAUUACUCAUUAGCAAAAUUAAGAGCCAGUGUCAGUAGUAGCAGCUAGCUGGUUUCCGGGUUUUCUCUGCAGUGUUGUGAUUCUCAAGUUGCUCCUCAAAGAAAGAUGCACAACUCUGUCAGGAUCUCGCAAACUAGCUGAUAGUGAGUGAGCCUGCAUUUGGGCACUGUCCUGAAAAGUGACAUUAUAAGUGGCCUGUAUAGUGUUUUGUAUAAUGAUCCUAAUGCUGGUGGUGGUGCUCUACAGAAAAGAUCCUCUCUGCUGCAGAUUCAAGCCUCACAGAACAGAACACUAUACAGACAAUUCUCCACACUAUCACAGCAGGCACUCUUUGAUUGGCAUUGCCCAUAAUGAGCACAGUGCUACCAUGAACCAAGGAGCUCUUGGACCACAGGACAAUUCUCCACACUAUCACAGCAGGCACUCUUUGAUUGGCAUUGCCCAUAAUGAGCACAGUGCUACCAUGAACCAAGGAGCUCUUGGACCACAGCUUCCUGGAAGAGUGUUUAUCAUAGGGAUGCCAAAUGACUAUCACUUGAGUGGGCCUCUGCCGCGGCUGCCUACCUACGAGAGCGUCCGUAAGAGGGACAGACAGAGACACAUCCACAAUAUGAUUGCACACCGUUUUGGCCUCAGUAACUGCCAUGAUGAGCUUCCACCAACGUAUGAAGAAACCCUUCGGCAGUCCCUUGACAUUUCACCCGCAGAUCUGCAGUCUCUGGAUGUUAACCUGUCAGUCCACACACAGGAUCGUUCCUCACAACUCAGUGAUGGCACAUACAAUCCCAGUCAACCAUCCACACCACUCCAGGGGUUUUCCUCCUCUUACUGACCAGCACAGAGCUCUCUGAUGGGUCUAGAGUUCAUUGCCAAGCCACAGCAUGAGGAGGAGCGUUACUGUUGUUAGAGCCAAACAAGUGACGCCACCAGGGACAAGAAAAGAGUUUCGGGAAUGCUUGUGCUUUGAGGCAGAUCUGUUGAUAGAUCCCUGUGAUUCUGUUUGAAAGUAUUCUCAUGAUAAUGACUCUGACUCAAGCUGUACUCUCCCCAAGGGUGAGACUGACAUACUCUACAUUGUCCAUGCAGUUACUGGCAGGAAUCACAUUGUGUUUUUCCAAGAAUGGCAUAAUGGGGGGAUGUAUUCAAAAGUUUGACAAAUGUGAUUCUUUAGUGACUUAUGAGGAUUUUUUAAAAUUGAAACCUAAUAUUCAAUGCCCUUGACUUUACCAGAAUUUAUACCAAUUAAAUCCCAAAUGUUCAGUGUC